AUGCCACGAGUGAUCGGUCUGAAACCGACUGACAGGAAUUGUAAAAUCAAAGACCUGAACGGCAGGCUCGAGACAAGAAGCUACAUCGUUGGUUACGCUCCAUCCCAAGCCGACGUUAUCACCUACAAGGCACUCUCGGUAGCGCCCGACGCAAACAAGUACCCCCACGCCGCAAGAUGGUACAAGCACAUCGACUCCUACCAGAACGACUUCUCCAGCCUUCCCGGUGAUGCCUCUGCUGAUGUCUCUUCCUACAUCCCUGAAGCCAUCACUUCUGCCGCUCCCGGUGCAGAGGAUGAUGAUGAUGAUGAGAUUGACUUGUUUGGGUCUUCGGAUGAGGAGGUUGACGAGGAGAAGGAAGCCCUUACCAAGAAGAGGUUGGAGGAGUAUGCUGCUAAGAAGGUGGGUUUUCCAUAUCUAUCCUAGUUGUUAGUGUUAUAAGUUUAUUUUAUUUUAUUUUAUUUUGAUCUUGAAUGCUUUUUUCCGGCUAAUUGUGUGAAAUAGGCUGGCAAGACUAAGCCCGGUAUGUGCCUGUUCUCCCCUAGCUGGGAAGAUUGUUACUAACCGAUAUCAGCCGCCAAGUCGGUUGUUACCAUGGAGGUCAAGCCGUGGGAUGAUACUACCGAUAUGGUUCGUUUUUACGUUUUUCCUCGAGCGAUUUUCAUGCUCAUACUAACUUCUCAAUAGGCCCAAUUGGAGAAGAAUGUUAGAGCGAUUGAGAAGGGUAAGAUUCAUCAUUCCCAAUUUUUUAGUAUGCAUAAACCAACGGUUUACAGAUGGUCUUGUCUGGGGAGCCUCUACCUUGGUCGCCGUUGGCUUUGGUAUCAAGAAGCUGCAGAUCAACUUGGUUGUUGAGGAUGAAAAAGUCUCUCUUGACGAACUGCAGCAGGAGAUCGAGGGUGACGAGGACCACGUCCAGAGCACCGAUGUAAGCCCCUUGCAUACCUCGUAUAUGGUACACAUGUUACUAGAUUGCUGAUAGUGGGGAUAGAUCGCUGCUAUGCAGAAAUUGUAGAGCGCCGGUGGGUGUUUUGCCUAGGGAGUCGUCUGGAUCAUUAUCAUAUUUCCAAACGGAGCCUGGAUAGAUAGUCGAAAAACAAAACAAAUAUAUUUUUCGCACAGACGACCGAACGGGC
This is a messenger RNA of Tuber aestivum (summer truffle), 1136 nucleotides long. NCBI's taxonomy places the organism in Eukaryota, Fungi, Ascomycota, Pezizomycetes, Pezizales, Tuberaceae. The record is from the annotation of a GenBank genome assembly.